Messenger RNA from Aedes aegypti (yellow fever mosquito), 384 nucleotides. Its product is annotated as tubulin beta-3 chain-like. The record is from RefSeq and is a predicted model, not a curated record. Lineage: Eukaryota; Metazoa; Arthropoda; Insecta; Diptera; Culicidae. The coding region runs from base 1 to 384 and encodes 127 amino acids. Gene Ontology annotation, biological process: microtubule cytoskeleton organization; mitotic cell cycle. Gene Ontology annotation, molecular function: GTPase activity; GTP binding; structural constituent of cytoskeleton. The transcript has a single exon. Gene Ontology annotation, cellular component: microtubule; cytoplasm.
AUGCGUGAAAUCGUUACUCUUCAUCUUGGACAAUGUGGCAACAAAAUCGCCCAGACAUUCUGGGAAACUAUCUGCGAGGAGCACUGCCUAAACGAGCGCGGCCAGUUUAUAGGGAAACACUUUCUGCCACUUCAACGGAUCAACGUGUACUUUGAGGAAGCUCCCUGCUGCAAUUUAGUACCAAGGGCAAUCUUCGCCGAUCUGGAGCCGGGUGCGAUGGUCGGUUUGAAAUGCAGCCACUUCGGGCAGCUCUUUUCCCCGGAAAGUAUGGUCAACGCGAUGCUAGGAGCUGGGAACAAUUGGGCCCGAGGAUACCACACGGAAGGCGCCGAAAUGUUGGACAGGAUCAUGAAUGUGGCCCGAAAAAAUGGUGGAAGGUUGUGA